AUGGCUGAAACAAUUAGCCCAUACAAGCUCGCUCACGUUGUCUUACGAACGACACAAUUUGAUAAGAUGCUUGACUUCUACAAAGUCUUUCUAGGUGCCAAAGUUGCCUUCAGCAACGGGGAAUUAGGCCUCCUUCGAUAUGAUGACGAGCAUCACCGUAUCGCAAUUGCGGGAAUACCUGGUACAACACCCAAAGAGCCCGCUUCUGCCGGGCUGUGGCAUGUCGCGUUCACGUUCAGAUCCCUACAAGAACUAUUGGAAGCAUAUUCGCAGAGAAAGUCACAUGGCAUUCUCCCCGGCUGGUGUGUCAACCACGGUCCGACCACCAGUAUGUACUAUUUUGACCCCGAUGGCAACCAGAUUGAGACACAGAUCGACAAUCUCGAUCCUGAAGCGGCAGAUAAGUACAUGCAGUCUCAUAGCUAUCAAGAGAAUCCCAUUGGAGUCAACUUCGACCCCGAGGACCUUAUUGCCAUGCUUGCCAAGGGGGUAGACCCAGAAGUAAUCAAAAAGAGGAUUGACAUUGGUCCGAAGGACUUCCACGAUAUCCCGGCAGAAAUAUUACCGUCUGCUAAGAGCUGA
Molecule: messenger RNA, 582 nt
Organism: Exophiala aquamarina CBS 119918
Lineage: Eukaryota; Fungi; Ascomycota; Eurotiomycetes; Chaetothyriales; Herpotrichiellaceae
Exons: 1
Coding region: 1-582 (193 amino acids)
Source: RefSeq, a predicted model, not a curated record